This is a messenger RNA of Lycium barbarum (goji berry), 945 nucleotides long. RefSeq lists its product as uncharacterized. Bases 151 to 600 code for a protein of 149 amino acids. The transcript has 3 exons. The record is from RefSeq and is a predicted model, not a curated record. NCBI's taxonomy places the organism in Eukaryota, Viridiplantae, Streptophyta, Magnoliopsida, Solanales, Solanaceae. Gene Ontology annotation, cellular component: cytoplasm.
GCUAAAACUAGGUGUAAAAAUCCUUAAAGUCUUGAUUUGCCAAUCUCUCUCCUUCCUACUCCCUCCUUAAACCCUUUUGAAAGCCCUAAAUCUUGGUUUCCAAACUUGUAACACAAUUCUUUCCUCCUUAACUAGAACAAAUUGGCAAGAAUGGAGGCAAUAGCAGCAGGAGAAGAGAGGAUAGUUUCAGAAAGAUUAAGGCAAAAACUGAACGAAGUUAACAAAGCUGCCGAAACCCAACUCUCUGGCAUUCAAGACCACGUCAAUUUCACUCUUCAGCAAGCUUAUUUCAGAUGUGCUUACGAAUGCUUUGAUAGGAGAAGAAACCAAGAGGAGAUUGGGCGCUGUGUCGAGCACUGCAGUGUUCCUGUGCACAAUGCUCAGCAUCUUGUUCAGAAUGAGAUGGCCAAGUUUCAGGAAAGACUGCAGAGGUCUCUAAUGGUGUGCCAAGACAAGUUUGAGAGUGCUAAACUCCAGAAGAACAAAAGUGAUGCCACAAAGGAACUGGAAUCAUGUGUUGACCAGUCGGUUCAUGACAGCAUCAACAUAUUGCCACAUCUUGUUGCAAAACUAAAGGGUUCUCUCGGCAUGAGCAAUUGAACAAAUGUAGCAUCACCAUGAAUUUGAAGAAAUGAGGGUUUUCUUUUUUACUUCGAAAAUAUUAGUCUUCAUAAAUGGCAUGCUUAGAUGAGUUAAGUAAUGAAAAUCAACUCAAGUAGAAGUAACGAAAAAUGACUCCAAUUUUGCAGACUGUAAAUCAGGUGCAUCUGAAGUUGUUAACUUUGCACUGAUCAAAAUUCUUACAGUCGCCUGGCCGCGAUUCACCCAUUUUGCCGUUGGUGAGUCCAAAGGAUUCUAGAAACUGUACGUUACUACUUUAUGGAAGCUCUACAACAAUGAUCGUGCACGCGGAUUAUCAAUAAAAUAACUCGAACUCUCUGUUUC